Mugil cephalus (flathead mullet) is the source of this 7511-nucleotide messenger RNA. It is a transcript of the gene nrde2, whose product is annotated as NRDE-2, necessary for RNA interference, domain containing. Gene Ontology annotation, cellular component: catalytic step 2 spliceosome. Bases 69 to 3638 code for a protein of 1189 amino acids. The record is from RefSeq and is a predicted model, not a curated record. NCBI's taxonomy places the organism in Eukaryota, Metazoa, Chordata, Actinopteri, Mugiliformes, Mugilidae. Gene Ontology annotation, molecular function: protein binding. The transcript has 26 exons. Gene Ontology annotation, biological process: regulatory ncRNA-mediated post-transcriptional gene silencing; negative regulation of RNA catabolic process; RNA processing.
GAACAACUGAAAAUUACAUCGGCACGACACCGGCUGUCAACUGACGUCAUGUUCCUGCGACUGUUUACAUGCGACACAGAGUCAUGGCGCUGUUUCCAGCUUUUGCAGAAGUAGAGGAGAACAAGGUUGACGAUUCGUCCAGAGAAUUAGAUUGGCUGAACAACAAGAGCUUUCAGACGGGAGAUGCCCUCUCUCUUCACAGUCGAUUCUUAGAAGAUGCCAGCAAUAAUUUGAACAAGAAGGAAACAAGAGUUACCAGAGAGGUGAGCUCUGCAGAGGAAGAGAGUGAAGACGAGAGGGGGGGCAGUGUGCCCAGAAAGAAGAAAAAGAAGAGUGAAAAGAAGAGGAAAAAGAAGAAAAAGCAUAAAAAGAAGAGUGGGAGGCAUUCAAACAGCAGCGGGUCUGACUCUGAAAUCAUCUUCCCCAGUGAUCUCAAGAAGGAACAAGACAGACACCAGGCUGCUCCAUUAGCAACCUGUUUCUCCUGGCUAGAUGACCUCAAGUCUCCUGCAGACCAGCCUUUCUGUGUGGACUGUAAACCAGACCCAGCCAACUGGACUUACAAGUCCCUGUAUAGAGGAGACGUAGCCAGGUAUAGGAGAAAAGGCAGCUCGUCCUUGGGUCUGGACUCUCGAAGACAGGCAGUCAGCUGGGACAAUACAGAGGCGAACAAAAAACAGAAAGAAAGUAAGAAAGCAGCCGACAGGUACUUCUCCACAGCCAGUCGGCAGCUGCUGAGGUCUGAGCUUCCUGUUCCGACGUUACCAACGAGUCCUGACUGUAGUGACGCCAUCACCUCCGCCCCCUUCCUCCGUCUGGGCGACUAUGACGGAGAGAACAAAGGAGGAGAAAGAGGUGACAGAGUUCAGACUUCAUCAGCAAACCCCCUUGGUGUGUACGACUCUUCCACGGCCCUCUGGCUGCAGGGAAAAGGACUGCCAGACCAGCAGGAACAAGACACACAGAAAGGGGAGAGUGUUGUGGUUUUGGCCGGGAGGACUGAGGAGUUUAACAGACGGCUCAGAGAGCAGCCGGCGGACACACAGCUAUGGAUACAGUUCAUACGAUACCAGGAUGAGCUGAGUUCAGCAGUGUUUGGAGGUGAGGACGAGCAACAGGGUAGUGAUUCAGCUGAGCGUCGCAAGUCUUCCUACAAAGCAGUCCUGGAGAAAAAGCUCAGUAUUGCAGAGCGUGCCGUGGCCACCAACCCUGUGUGCAUAGCUCUACAGCUCGAGAGGCUCAGGAUCUGCCAAGAGCUCUGGGAGCCCUCGGUUCUCGCUAAAGAAUGGAAGAAGCUGGUGUUCCUCCACCCAAACAGUGCCCCUUUGUGGAGAGAGUAUCUGCUCUUCACCCAGAGCUACUUCAGUAACUUCACUGUGCCAAAGGUUAACUCUGCCUAUGGAAAGUGUCUAAGCACACUCAGUGCGGUGAGGGACGGCAGCAUGGUCUCUCAUCCAGCUCUGCCUGGAACAGAGGAACAUAUGCUGGAUAUCUUCAUGCAGCAAUGUCACUUCCUCCGUCAGUCUGGUCACUCUGAGAAGGCCAUCUCUCUGUUCCAGGCCAUGAUCGACUUUACUUUCUAUAAACCUGACACCGUCCAAAAAAUGUCCACCAAGCAACAGGUGGAGUUCUUUGAGCCGUUCUGGGACAGUGGCGAGGCGAGAAUUGGGGAGCUGGGGGCCAGAGGAUGGAAAGCUUGGAUGCUCCAACAAGAACGAGGAGGCUGGUUACAGCCCAGUGCAGAGGAAGAUGAAGAGGAGGAGGAGGAGGAUGAAGAAGAGGUGAAGGAUAAGAGCCAGCCCAGAGGGACAGUCUGGCUGGAUGUGGAGUCGUCUCGUGAAGCAGCUCAUUGGUUGCCCUGGCGACCCGACAAGUCCAAGGGCCAGUCAGUAGAGGACUGUGAGGACCCAGACAGACAGGUGUUGUUUGAUGACAUCGGUCCAUCCCUUAUUUGUCUGUCUUCACCAGAGCUUCAGCUCCGUCUUCUUCUCCAUUUCUUGUCAUUCCUGGGUCUGCCUGUUGACUCUCGGCUCUCUGCUGCCCCCUGUCAACCUGGCCUUCUUCUGGACAACCUUUCUCUACUCACUCAGGGCAAUGAUCUGCAGCGGCCUCUGACAUCCUACGACCUACCUGACCCCGGGGUCAACUCUGUGGGUCACAUGACCACUCUCCAGGGAACAAGGAAGUGGAUGGGGCUGGGGAAGCUGGGUGAGAAGUUUCUCACCAACGUGUUCAGUAUGGUCCAGCCUGUCAUUCCUCCUCACCACCGAACCCUGCUGUCACUCAGCUGGAUCCAGUACGAGAAAGUCAAGGUGAUGCGCUGUUUGUGCAGUGGCAAUAAAAAGCGUCUUCGCAGUCAAGGUAAGAGCAGCAAGCGGGUUGCCAAGCGACUGCUGAAAGAACCAGACAACCGUUCGUCGUUGGUGUUGUGGCGUGAGUAUGCACACCUGGAGUGGAUCCUGGGCAACCUGGAUGAGGCUCGCAAAGUGUUUUCCACGGCCACAGCUAUAGGGGGGACCAAAGGACUGAGUAGCCCCACUCUCUGUGAUCUGUGCCUCCUGUGGUCCCAGCUGGAAGUGGAGGAGGAUGCAAAAGAGCAAGGGGGGCGACUAACGGAUGUAACUGCGUCCCCGGCUGUGUGUGUACUGACCAGACUAGCAGAAGGAGCCGCCUCAUCCUCUCAGUCUAUCUCCCCAGUUUCCAUCUUGAAAGCCAGGAAAUCCUAUGAACAGGCUCUGAAUGCCAGCUUGUCAGCCCUGGAACAAAACUCCCACAGUCUUCUGCCCAGAAAAGGCCAAGAGGACCUGCUAGGAGACAAGCUGAGGUUGAGGGGUCUGGUCGGCUGCUAUGCUCUGUUCCAAUACCUCACAGUGAGCGUCCAUGCAGCUAAUGCUGUCUACGUCCAGGCCAGAGAGAGGAUGGACAAACUGCACUCUACACUAUCAGAGGAAAACGACCUGAGCACUGCGGCCAGUGUCGAAAAGAACCAUGUCAACAGGCUGGCAUCUGAGUGUGAGGUACUUGCUGUACAGCAGGCAGCGCUGCUGAGGUACCACAACCGCGUCAGUGUGUUUCCUCUGGUGACACUGAGACAAGCUCUGACCUCCGCCCUCUCAGCCUGGCCCAACAGCCCCUACCUCUGGAGCAUGUACAUACAGGUGGAGAACCGUUACCAUAGCGCUGGCCGGGCUCGUCGUUUUUUUCACUCUGUAACCAGGAACAACAGCAGUGUGGUACCACGCCUCUUUGCCAUUGUUGCUGAACAACAAAGAAAGCAGCUGGUGGACGCUGCUCAGAGGUCUUGUUGCCACGGUGAUGCCUUGCCCAUCCUGCCAGAGAAUGGCCUCAGUAACCGUAUCUGUGGACUUUUUGAAAGCGCCAUAGCAACAGAGAUGGGUGCUCACUGUCCUUUACUUUGGAGGAUGUACAUCCACUUCUUGGUGUCAGAAGGAAAAGUGGAUGGAGCCAGAGGGAUCUUCUACAAGGCCUUACAGAAUAUUCCCUGGGCGAAGGGUCUGUACAUGGAUGCGGUGCAGCUGUUCCCGGAGCAUCUGCAGGAGUUUGUAGAUCUGAUGACGGAGAAAGAACUCCGAGUGAGACUGCCUUUGGAAGAACUGGAUAUACUACUGGAAGACUGAACACACAUGCCUCAUUCAACAACUCCAGUUUGCUUCAGUGGCAACAAGCCAAUCUACAUAUUGGAGCACGAAAUGGGAGGAACGGGGUGCACACAGGCAAACUGAGCACAUACACAUACAGAGCUGCACAACUGACCAGUGAAGGUGCAGUGAUCUGAUGGACAAGAGGUCGUCCUUUGUAUAUAUGCGUGUGCCUCAAAAUGUUUUAAUUGCCACAGCAGACCACUAAUGCUGUGAAUUAGUACAAUUUUCAAUAAAUAUGAUUCAUUCAUGUGUUGUCUGCUGUAGUUUUGUUGAUGUAUAUGAUACAUGUUCAUAAUUAGAUAAUAUACUGUAUUAUAUUCCAAAGGUGACUCAGCUUUAGAGUCUGGUGAAAAAUGUCACAAAUAAAUGAGAAACAUUACAAAGUAUGAAACUUGUAACGUUAAACUAACUUGCUAUUGAACAAAUUUCUGAUCAAAUGUUGUACUUGCAGUUGCAGUUAUUCUUCUGUUAUUACAUCUUUACUUACGUGAGCAGCAAUGAUGCGAAAUGUGACCGAAUUAAAUAAACCAAUGUUUUUAAUGCACCGACAGAAUGCAAACCAAACAUUUUAGAUUUUAAUUUUAUAUCAAGGGAAUUUGUCUCGUUUUAAUCUACAUGUAUCUUUAAAAUUUAAGGUUCUAGAUGUGGGGCAACAACACCUGUAGACUACCUGGAAGUUUUCACCUGCCUCCUCUGUGCACUACUCUCAAGGCAGGACAUCAUGUACAGCGUAGUGGCGGUGGAGACGCUGCCUCCCCCUGCCAUCGUUGCCGUAGUUUGGCGCAUUGCAGAUCCGUUCAAGCCAAUCAGCGACUUCCCCAGUGCCGGCAGCCGCCACAUUUGGAACGUAUCCUUCCGCCAACAUAAAACUCAGUGCAACAGAAACGAGUCCGUCACUAACUAUGUUGCCCUGUUACUACGUCUGUGGCGCGGCUUUCAGAGGCAAUCCGCCACUUAGAUUACCACAUCCGUUAUCGUGAAUAAAAGUCAUGAUUCUAUUUUGUCAAAAGAGAUUUUUGUCCUUGUAAUAAACCUCCACUCCACCUCAUUGAUACUGUGGGACGUAGUCUAUUGUGUAUUAUACAACAAGUAGUUCCGACCAAGCAAUCUGAUUGGUCAAUAAGACAUUUAGAACGUGCUCAAAUCAGCAUUACAGCACGGCUGACUCGUUACUAAAAAUAUUGCUUCGCCAAACCUGUGGCAAUAUUGUAUCCAUCUCCAUGGCAACACUGUAACGGUCACAGUUGGAGCAGGAAACGGCUACAAAAUGGAUCGUGGCGUCAGUUUCAGUGAAAGGUUGGAGGAGAAUAAACAGAAAAAAGAAAGGUUUGUGCCUAUUUCGGAUGAAGAACUGAAUCAACUGGAACUGUUCAGGAAUGAACGGACCACGGCCAGAUCAACGUCUUGGGCAGUCAGAUGUUUCCAGGACUACCUGAAAACCACCAAGCAGGAUGUAGAUUUUCCAACCGUGACAAAAGAAGAGCUGAACAGAAUUCUUCGUGAAUUUUAUGGGUCAGCAAGAAACAGCCAUGGUCAGCACUACUCCAUAAGCAGCUACGUCGGAUUGAGAGCAGGCAUCAACCGCUAUAUCAACGAACCUCCUCUCAGUCGCGCAUGGUGUCUAAUGCAAGACACCGAGUUCACGACAUCAAACAACGUGUUUAGUGGACUCAUAAAGUCUCUCAGGAGAGCGGGCCACGACAAAACUGAACAUCAUGCCGCGAUCACCGAGGAGGACCUGGCAGUUUUAAGGAAAUCGGAGGCAAUGAAUCCAAACACGGCGCGGGGCCUGGUAAACAAAGUGUGGUUUGACAUCCAGUUACAUUUUGGAAGGAGAGGAAAGGAGGGUCUCAGGAAACUAACGCCUCAAUCCUUCGAAAUAAAACGUGAUUCAAAAGGCACCAAAUAUGUGACACUCAGCUUCAACGAGGAGACGAAACAUCUCAAACACCACCAUGACAGGGAUCGUCCAAGCAGGAGAGGCGCAAUGUUUGAAGACCAGGGGAAUGAAUUGUGCCCGGUUUCUUCGUUUGAAAAAUAUAUUUCAAAAAUCCCCAAAGAGGCCAAAGCUUUCUACCUCCAUCCAAAAAAAGGAGAAAAGUUAGGGGACGUGUGGUACUCGUUGGAGCCAAUGGGUGUUAAUUACCUGGGUUCGAUGCUGUCGCGCCUAUCCAAAGAGGCAGGGACAUCAGUUAUUUACACUAAUCACUGCAUCAGAAGCACUACCAUCCAGAAGCUGCCUGAGGGUGGACAUGAAGUCAGAGAAGUGAUGACGAUCAGUGGACACAGGCCUGAGAGUUCUUCUCUGGAUAACAGAAAACUGCGGAGCAACCAGCUGUGUGCUGACCAGGAAAACAAGAGACCUUUGGAAGUCAGCCUCUCAACCACAUCACCUGCUCAGCGGCAGAGAUCCCGCUUCAACCACUGCAAUUUUAAUGAUGGAGGCCUCCAGGGAGAGGAGACUGAAGACAGCCAACAGGGAGAGACGUCAGAGGCUGCUCCUAUUGAGACAGUAAUCCCCCAACGUCUCCUACUAUCAAUAUUAAAGAUGAGCCUAUUGAUGAGGGCUACGAUGCUGCUUUGCUGCCUCAGAGCUCCAUCAGACAGAUCAAAGAAGAGCUGGAGCACCAGGAGGAAGAGCUGAGGAUUAGCUCUGUCUUCUCUGUAGGUGGAGGGAACACCUUUGCACAGCCUACUAUGCCAGCAGCAGUCCCAGCCCCCCAGCACACAACCAUUUUCUCUCCUACAAGCCAUGGGUCCCCUCCCCACUAAUAAAAUUAGCACUGUAGGCUGCACCUAUUUCAUGAAUUCAUGUUUUUUUUCUGGCGCGUUCAAUUUCAUGUUGCUCACAAAUAGCUGUUUUAACAAUUGCACCAGCUCUGCUAGAUAGCUCCUCGCAGACAGACCCACCAUCUCCCCAAGCGUCCACAUCUCCAGCACUGUCAACAAAGCCUCAGGGAGAAACUCCUCCAUGUAACGGUGUGCCAGCACGCCUAACCGGACGCCAUUUCCUGGGCAAGAGGGAGACAGAUUCUGAGUGCAAGGUGUGCUCACAGCGCAAGAGGAAGAGGCUGGAAGAAGAAGAGCAAGACAGUAAGAAACCCAAGACAACAGAGGACAAUGACCCGGAGAAAAAAGUAGAACCGGAGGUAGAAAAGGAGGAGGUCACACCUCCCAGUGAGAAGAAAGAGCAGAGAGAGGAGGAGGACUCUGGCAUGAAGCCUUGUGAGGACAAGAGUGAGACAUUAAGGACACUGACAUCAUAUUACUGUAAGACAUGUUCAGGAGAGCCUAGCCUCUGUCCUGUGCCCUGUUUUGAACUCUACCACACCCGACUGAUCUACAAAACGGCUCCAGAACUGGAAACACAGCCUCCUGACCUGCUGACAUGAGACGUCCAUCUGCCGCGACCAGGGACAGAGGUUAAAACAACUACAGGGUUAAAUGCUUGUGCUCAGUCCUUACACUACUAAAGUUGUAUUUUUACACUUGUCUGUUUACAUUUAACUAUAAACCUUGUUAAGAGCCAAUUCAGACGUCUUUUGUUUCAUAUACUUUUAUGGAUUUGUAUUUGCAAACUGGCAAAAUGACUCGCAUAAAGUGGUGUUUGUAUUUUUUUCUUAAACAAUAACCUAAAGAUUGCAGUAUUUGUAAUCUGCUCUAUAAGAACAGGUUUGCAUGGUUCUGUCUACCUUGGUUCUGGUCUUUAGUCCGUAUAACAGACGAGGUACAGACCUGUGCAUUUAAGUGCUUCUCUGACCUACAGGCAGUACUGUAACCAUUAGUAAAAAUAAGUUUACCUCAUGAAUAAAUGUGUGUCUUUAUAAAUAAACACGUCCUUAAAGCUAA